GCUGUGCAAAUAAAGACAGAUAACGGGCCGCGAGCAACGCGCUAAAACAGUUUUUUUCCGUCAUGACAUGUUAGAGGAAUAGUUGAACUAGUAACGGAGAGGGGUUUUGGGGCAGGAAUAUCACUUUCCGAGUGGGGAGAAGGGCGUCUUUUCGAGCUGAAGGGUGUGGAAAAGCCCAGGACGCGGCGUUAUAACUAAACUUAGCCGUGCAAGUCAUCGAAGUUGUCUAAAACAAGUAACUGUGGCAGAAGAGAAAGUUAGCCGCAGUUAAAGAUGAGCUUGUUGUCUGUUGACAGCAGCAGCUCGGUGUACCAGCCCGCGCAGCUUUUAAACUGGGUUUAUCUCUCUUUACAAGACACGCACCAGACCAGCGCUUUCGAUGCUUUCCGACCCGAAGCGAGUUCUGGCCAUCCGGACCUGAGCUACAGCAAAACCCCCGCCGCCGAGCUCAGCUCCUCUCUCAGCUCCAACUAUCUCAACAGCUUCUUCCAGCUGCAGCGCAACGAGGCCUUGAAUAACGGCUUAUAUAAAAGCGUUUCUCCGUAUGGCUCUCUGAACAACAUCGUAGAUGGGCUAAACUCUCUAACGGACCACUUCUCCGACCUCUCCCUGACCUCUGAGCCACGCAAGCCCAGCAAAAGACCUCCACCUAACUACCUGUGCCACCUCUGCUUUAAUAAGGGCCAUUACAUCAAGGAUUGCCCUCAGGCUCGGCCGAAAGGUGAAGGACUGACACCUUAUCAAGGAAAGAAGAGGUGCUUUGGAGAGUACAAGUGUCCUAAAUGCAAGAGGAAGUGGAUGAGUGGAAACUCCUGGGCCAAUAUGGGACAGGAGUGUAUCAAGUGUCAUAUCAACGUGUACCCUCACAAACAGCGUCCUCUGGAGAAGCCUGAUGGUCUGGAUGUCUCUGACCAGAGCAAGGAGCACCCGCAGCAUCUGUGUGAGAAGUGCAAAGUCCUGGGCUACUACUGCCGCCGUGUGCAAUAAGGACCUACACGUCCAUGUCCACUCCUGCGUCCCUCUCCCUCUGCCCAUCUUCCCAUCUGCCCUACCCAUGAGGAGCUUCAUGAAAAAAGUGAAAUGUGCCAAAAUGGUUUUGUAAAUAUCGCUAAUGCAAUUAUGGCCUUGUGUAUCAAAAGCAUAAAACACAUUUAUUUGAGAUAUGUGUAUAAUUGACAAUUGAAAAUAUGAUUCUAGAAGGGUGUCACUGCCAGUAUUGAUAUCCAAACCCAGGCACAAUGGCUGACCUCAACCUUGUGCUCUCUGACUGCGUGUUUACAGACUGCCGUCAUUUCCCCUGUCAAGUGAACUAUGUGGAUGUGCUGAGUGGUAAAGGUAUUGUAUUAGUUCAGUCACACAGGGCAGAGUAUGCCUUGCAAUGUUUUUUUUUUUGGGUCAACAGCACACCAAUUUAACUGUGAAUUAACAGGGGAUAUUGUACUAGUCAUCCCUGGCUUUUAUUUGCAUAUUUAUUUGUAAUGUUUUUAUAUUGUCGUGCAAUUGAUUAAACUAAACUGGGAUUUGUAUGCACAUAUUAUUUAACCCCCACCUCUUACCAUUAGAAACUACUGUAGGAUAGAUUUAUCUUAUAGGAAACUUAGCAAAGUUCCUUCUUUUGACGUAUAUACAGUACAGAUAACAUGCAAGAUUACUUUACCAAACACUACAGCAUUCAGCAGUCAAGAAGUACCAACGUUAACUCUUUCUUAUUAUUUUGGACAACAUUGAAAUGCAACGUAUACAAGUCUUAGUUAUUUUGCUGAGCAGUAGCAGAUGUAGAUUCACAAUAUUAUAGGUCUGAACGCUACAGGAUGUUCAUUUUGUUCAGGAUAGAAUCAGUAUUACAAUCUCCAUAUAUCUUUUUGAAUGUGGGUACCGUUGCAUUUAAGAUGUCAUAAUGUUUAAGGCCUGCUAAAGGCAGGACUCUGACUUUGAUGUAUCUAUGCAAUUCUUCAUUGGUUUUGUCUUCAAUAGCCGAAGUGCCAGACGUUUAUUUUAUAUUAGUAACAUUUAUUAGUGGCUGUAAAAGAACUUAGUUUAUGUGCUUAAAUCAACCAGACCAGCUCUGAUGUAUACAUACUUAUCUAAUAUCUGUCAAGUACUAUAAUGGGGUAAAGACUUGGGGUAUAUAAUAGGGUAGUGAUAUAAAAAAAACAGUUACACAUUUCAUGUCUUUAAAAAAUUUUGUAUACUCAUGGCUGUAUAAAAGCUUUCCAAAUUACCGAUAGAAUUGACAAAUGAUGGAUUUCGUUUCAUCAGAGCUGUGAUUUUUGGGAAAUAAUUGCCAGUCUUGAUGAAAUGGAGGUUAUAUGGCUGAAAAGUAAGAAAAGGACAAUGUAUGUUAUAUUGAAAAGCCUUGAAAGCACUCAAACUGACAAGACAUGGUUUUGGUUACAGUUGAUUGAACCAAGGAUCAGCUAGGGAGUUAUUUAAGGAAUGUAGUAUAAUGUAAAGAAUUUAUAGUUUUGGGAGAAGGACAUAAAUAUUACUUACAAGAUGGAAAGUCUAUACUGUAGUUUACCUCUGUUUUAUAAGCAGUUACUUUACAUACUAAAUGGUCACAUCUGAGUGUGAUCAAAACCAGUUCAUAUUUUAAAUGUAGCUUUAUUUUGUAUAACAAAGGUCAUUUGUAGACACAUUUGUAAGCAAUUUCUGAUUGAAGUUAUUAUAGGCAGAAUAUUGUCUUGUCAAAACUCUAGAUGUACAUAUAAAAUGAGACACAUUUCUCGAUUCUUUAGAAUGUGUAUAAUUGUUUACUAAACUUUAAAAGUCCUAACCUCAUAUAUAUUCUGUUGUCUAUAAUUGUUUUGUAGAGACAAAUUGUUUGAUACUAUUUAGAAGUAUACUGUGCCUGAAGAGAUAAGUGUAAAAUGCUUUAAGAGGUGAUGUGAAAUGUUGAGAUUCCUGGAGGUAAAUGUCAUGUCUCAUGCUGGUCUAAGAUGUGAAUUUGAUGGGGCGGUAAAGUAACGGACCCAUUAGCACUGAAAACCUAAAACCAUCCUUUAUUUUUCCCUCCAUUUAAUACUGUUUGUUGUACCUUAGAUUUGAUUGCCUGGUGAUAAAUCAUCAGUAAAGUCUGCUGCGGAUGAAUCAGCAGAAAGAUAGGAAGAUUACUGGCUCAAAAAAUUUAAAUCAACAACUCUGUGCAAAAUCGGUUCCUUAGUGCCAAAGGUCUUUGGCUAGAGCUUCUUCAUUGCUUAAUAAGUCUAGUUUUACUGUGGAAUUGUGUUGCUAAUAGCUCCUCUGUGCCCACAUUGGUACAUGGCAACUUUUACUUCCAGAGUCAUUUAGCUUGCAACGAGUUUGUGCUAUGUUUUGAUCAUCAUGGUAGUGGAUCAGCCAGAGCCUGUUUUUCUCCAUAAAAAGCUAAGACUUCAGUUUAAUUGCUUGCUGCUGAUUCCUAAAUGCCCAACACAAAACUGUCUACUUUACUAUUCUUAAAUAGAAAUUUUCUCAGAAGUAAAUUUCCUAAUCUCUCCACUUAGUUGCUAUUUACUCUAAAUGGUAUGCACCAUUUUAAGCUAGAAGAUUAUACUAAUUAGGAGGAAAAUCUUACCAGAUUUAUCAAAGUCAUAAAAAGAACAGAUUACCAUGGCUGAGAUUAUAAUUCAUUCGUUUUUUUUUUAAAAGCCCUGUGAUGUGCUCGUUUUGCUCUUACAGCCAGAAAGGCCUGGAGCGAUUGCAGGUAAUGAUGUACAUGCAUUUGCAGUACAAGUGUGUUUGUCUUGAAAUACAUAUACUUGACUUUUAUAGCUUACUUUCAACAUAAACUUAUUUUUUAUGAACAAUAUGUGUAUUUUGGAAACCAGUAUAGAUGUGGAAAAUUUAGCAAUUUGAAACCAGAUGAGAUUUUUUUUUCCCUUUUAAAAGAUACAAUUUUAUGUACACUUUUCUGUAUAUAUUCGAUGGCCAUAAUUUUUAAGUUAGCUCUUUUAAAUGUUAUGAUGCAAUAUUAAAAAUGUUUAUGCGAAAAAGGGCAGAUUUUUGAGAUAUUAACGAGCUGGGAGUUUUUACAUUGUUUUACAGUAAUCUUAGGUUUUAUCCUACAAAAAUAUUUAUGGAAGGUCUUUCUGCAUUUUCUUUACCUUUUUUGUAUAAAAAGUAACAGAAAUACACUAUGAAGGAAAUAUUGAUAAUGACAUAAUAUUAUUCAAAGGUUGGUACAAAAUUAUGUUGCCCUUUCAAGCCAUUUUGUGUUUUGCUGUUUUAGAUAUUCUUAGUAUAUAACAUGAGUUUAUGUAUUACAAACGUAAGUGCUUUAAUAUGGAUAUAAAAUCACCGUGUGUCUGCACAGAUGUUUUCGAAUAGCAAUUAUAGGAAAGCAAUAACAUUGUAAUAACUAACACUUCAUGUAAAAGACUGACUCACACCACUGUAAGUCAAACUGUAUCAAACUGUGAGUGUUUUAAUGUCACCAAUUAAUGCCACGUCAAAGAAUGAAUCUGAAUUAUUUUCCUUGUCUUUUUGAAAUUAGGGUUUGCUUAAUCGUGUGAGACAAAGAACUGUAGUUGAGUUUGCAUGUGCAUGUACUUUAACAGAUUUAAUAAGUAUACUUUUGUGCAAUUUAUUAUUUAAUAUUAGUUCAUAUAAUUUCUUGAAGAUGUGCUUUAAUAGAGUUCACCUUGCAAAUAACUGAUUGUUAUAAAGAAAUGCCUUUAUUCACAUGUAGGGUAUAUCGAUUAAUGCAUAUUUACUGAAUGUACUGAUGAAUCUCAUGCGACAAGUUAGAAACUCAUGUUUAUGUUUAUAAUGUCUGUAACACUUUUGAAAUCAUAUUGGAUUGGACACAGCAACAGCAUGAAAAAGGAGAAUUUUAAACAACUGUUCAACUGUUGCAUAAUGUCCAUGAAAUGGCAUUCCGAUAUGUGCCUUAUUUGUUAGUUAGAAAAAUCGAAUACUUUGCUUUUAGGGUUUGUCGAAUUAAAACUUUGAAUCUAAA
Clarias gariepinus (North African catfish) is the source of this 4939-nucleotide messenger RNA. RefSeq names its product zinc finger, CCHC domain containing 24 (gene zcchc24). Gene Ontology annotation, molecular function: nucleic acid binding; zinc ion binding. Lineage: Eukaryota; Metazoa; Chordata; Actinopteri; Siluriformes; Clariidae. Bases 274 to 987 code for a protein of 237 amino acids. The record is from RefSeq and is a predicted model, not a curated record. The transcript is spliced from 4 exons.